Boleophthalmus pectinirostris (great blue-spotted mudskipper) is the source of this 3700-nucleotide messenger RNA. Its product is annotated as cytochrome c oxidase subunit 3-like. Lineage: Eukaryota; Metazoa; Chordata; Actinopteri; Gobiiformes; Gobiidae. The coding region runs from base 1938 to 2906 and encodes 322 amino acids. The record is from RefSeq and is a predicted model, not a curated record. The transcript is spliced from 2 exons.
UUAGACCUGGUUUAGUCCUGGUUUAGAUCUGGUUUUAGUGCUGGUUUAGUCCUGGUUUAGACCUGGUUUUAGUCCUGGUUUAAUCCUGGUUUAGACGUGGUUUAGACCUGGUUUAGUGCUGGUUUAGUGCUGGUUUAGUCCUGGUUUAGUCCUGGUUUAGUCCUGGUUUAGACCUGGUUUAGUCCUGGUUUAGAUCUGGUUUUAGUGCUGGUAUAGACCUGGUUUAAUCCUGGUUUAGACCUGGUUUAGUCCUGGUUUAGUCUUGGUUUAGUCCUGGUUUAGUCUUGGUUCAGUCCUGGUUUAGUCCUGGACAAUUGGGCUGCUGGACUAAUGGUCUGACGCUGAUUUUUCACGGACGCGGGCGGGUAACAGGUCUGAUGUUAUUGGGUCCGGGCAGGUGCAGAUUUAACUUUGAUAUAAUCACGGGUUAACAGGCGGGUGUGUCGCUGGACUGGGCAGGUGCGGGCAGGUGCGGGCAGGUGUGGGCAGGUGCGGGCAGGUGCAGGUCUGGUGUACUACCACAGGGCGUAUUUGGAAAUCCGAGAGCGAAACUAAGCACUGGAUUUGUUAUAAUCGUCAUACUGUAUCUUAAAGCUGCACUGUGUAAAUUUUUUGGUUGGGCGUUCGUCACCUGCUUGUUUCUACGGAUACGUCACCGCUCUGCCUGGAAUGUUCCACAGUGUGACUUUAAACAGCUCGACUUUACAUUUAUUCAGUCACAGGUGGAGAGCUAGGUAUUUAGAGCUCAAAAAUUCGUAGAAAAACAAACAUUCUGACUGUGAGCAGGGUCGCCUCUCCGCAGAUCUGACCUGGAACUUGCUCUGGUUUGGUCUCCAUGAAGAUAGAAAGGUUUAAUGCCCCACUGUGGAACAUUCCAGAUUCGAUUAUGGAAAAAAAUCCUUAUCACGAUUAUUUUGGUCAAUAUUGAAAUCACGAUAAUUCAAAUGAUUAUUUUUUAGUUACACGAUGCAUUUAUUCAGCAUUUCCCUUAAAAAACACUUUUGAAAAUAAAUAUCGACUACAAAUCUGAACCUUGGAGCAGUUUUGCGAUGUAUAAAACAUAAAAUGAAUCAAAUAAACUUUGGACAUGAAAUAAGGCAGAAAAAAAUAAAUGUGUCCAAAAUAAACUUUAUAUCCAGCUCUUCUACAAUCUCUACAUUUAAAAAAUAAAAUAAAUAAAUUUAUUUAUAUGAAAAAUAUCCCAAAAUAAACUUUGUUAAGCUUUAAAUCGUUUCAACUCGAUUAUAUGAGUUUGUAGUUUCUUUGACACACAAAUUGAAAUCGCGAUCAAAAUUCGAAGCAACAAAGCAUCUGACGGACGCUCCACACCAGAAAAGUUACACAGUGCAGCUUUAAUUUGGAAAGAGUAUCGAAAUAAAAACUGCAGGAUCGUGUUGAGCAGCUUAAUACGAACAUUUAAAAAACAAAAAAAUGACAAGAUUCACAACAGCAGCUACAGAGAGAGGUGGGACAGGUUUUUGAUGUAAAGUGAACUGGAGCCAGAGUCGAUGGAGCCGGAAGCGCGCCCAUGCUCACUUCCUGUUUAGAACGCGGCGGGUUUAGCGCGUGUCCGUUUGUUCACAGUCUGUGGCAGUAACCUUGUGUGUUGUGGCUCACGCAGGAGUGGUACUGGUCUGAGCUCACAGUCCAGAACAGGAAGGGCAGAUGUUUUGAAAACCAUCUCCGUCUCUGGUUCCUCCUGAGGAUGGACUCGCACACAAACGCUGCUCCAGACCAACACGACUUUGGUCCUAAACGGGCUUCAGGUCAGAGGUGGAACAAGUACUGCAGUUUAGUGAAGUAAAAGUACAAAUACUAGAGAAAAAAAUAAAGUAAAAGUGGUAAAUGUAUCACGUGGAAAAUCUACUUAAGUUAAGGUUUUAAAGUACCUGUUUAAAAAUGUACUUAAUGAGUAAAGUCCUUUGUGUCCUUCCUUCAUGUCCUUCCAUUGUGUCCUUUCUUCCUGUCCUACCUUUGUGUCCUUCUUUCGGGUCCUAUCUUCAUGUCCUACCCUUGUGUCCUACCUUUUUGGCCUAUUCGUUUCCUUUCUUGAUGUCCUUCGUUUGUGUCCUUCCUUCGUGCCCUACCUUUGUGUCCUUUUUUUGUGUCCUUCCUUUCUGUGUCCAUUCUUUGUGUCCUAUCUCUGUGUCCUAUUCGCCUCCUACCUUCGUGCCUUAUCUUCGUGUCCUUCCUUCAUGUUCUUCCUUCUUGUCAUACCUUCGUGUCCUACCUUUGUUUCCCUCCUAUGUCCUUCCUUCCUGUGUCCUUCCUUUGUUUUCUUCCUUUAUGUCCUACCUUUGUGUCCUUCCUUAGUGUCCUUCCUUCGUGUGCUUCCUUCAUGGUCUUCCUUUGUGUCCUAUUUGUCCUAUCUCUCUGCUACCUUCAUGUCCUUCCUUCUUGGUCUUCCUUUUUGUCCUUCCUUCACAUUCUUCCUUUGUGUCUUACUUUUGUGUCCUACCUUUGUGUCGUUCCUUUCUGUCUUUCUUUUAUGUCCUACCUUCGUGUCCUAUCUUUGUUUCCUUCCCGUGGCCUUCCUUCCUGUAUCCUACCUUUGUGUGUCCUUUUAUCCAUUAUGUCCUUCCUUCGUGUUCUACCUUUGUGUUCUACCUUCGUGUUCUACCUUUGUGUCCUACCUUCGUGUUCUACCUUUGUGUCCUACCUUCGUGUUCUACCUUUGUGUCCUACCUUCGUGUUCUACCUUUGUGUCCUACCUUCGUGUUCUACCUUUGUGUCCUACCUUUGUUUCCUUCGAAUGUCCGUCCUUCCUGUGUCCUUCCAUUUUUUGUGUCCUUCCUUUCUUUGUCUGUCCUUCCUUCCUUUGUCUGUCCUUCCUUCCUGUGUGUCCUUCCUUCGUGUCCUUCCAUACGUCCUUCCUUGUGCGUCUGUAUUUUGGAGUUUUCUUUUGAGAAUUCACCUCUACUUCUUGUAUUUUUGUAUUUUUAUUUUUAUUUUUUUCCGAAUGUUUUCCCACAAACUUCCACUUGAACUGACGUAAAACUCCGAUAAAUAUUCACCACACGUACUUUUCCACCAAACCUGAAAACCUGCGAUAUCCUCUUUCAAACGCAGCUCUGUGUGCGAGUCCGCCAUUUUGUUUGUUUACUAAAAAUAACGUUUUGUUUACGUGUUGGAAACGAAAACGAAACCUAAAGUUAAUAAACAUAACCUCAGUUCUAUGAGUUCCUGCUGACGUCUGGAAAAGGGCUGCACCAUAAAACGGAAACAUAACUUCACUUUAUCUCAAAAUUCUGCGGUUAUUUUGAUAAUUUAAGAUAAAAAAACAAAACCUCUCGUCUUUUUACAGAUAAGAACCGUCGCCGUAGCUCAAAUUUUUACAAACUGUUCUAAAAUUCAUGACGUCCUCGGGUUUUGUUUACCUGCUCAGAUUUCAGGCUUCUAUCAAAUGUUAAAGCUGCAUUGUGUAACUUUUCUCCAUGGACAUGUUAUUGCUUUGUCUGGAAUGUUCCGCAGUGUGGCUUUAAAGCUUUCUAUCUCCGUGGAGACCAAACCAGACGCAGUUACAGGUCAGAUCUGGUGUUUUUCCAAGUGUUUUUGAGUGAAAAAAAAACACACAAAAAAAACACCUGGAAUUGAAUAAAUGUUUAAAGUCACACUGUGGAACAUUCUGGACAAAAGAGUGACGUUGCCAUAGAAACGAGCAGGUGACGGAGCGGCAAAGCUGAAAAGUUACACAGUGGAG